UUCUGACGUGUUUCAAAUAAUUACGAAAUAUUUUGCGUCGAAAAAAACAAUAUAUAUAUAAAUAUUGCAGAUAAGGAAAAUUAAGUUUUUUUAAAUUAAAAGUAAAAAUGUUAUGCUAAUUAUAUAAAAAAAAGAAGUCCAUUUUACAAAAAUAUAAAGAAGCAGUCUGAGGUAAUUGCAAAAUCGCGGUUCAUUUUAGUGCGUGUGUGAUUGAAGAUCAUCAGAUUAAUUACUGAAUAUUGGAUAAUUCUAAACAGAAAUGGGCAAGAAGCAAACGUUGAAAAUCACUACAAUAGGGCAAAAUGAAGAAUCAGAUUCUAAAUCAAAAGAAGGAAUCGCUGAAGAUGCUAUUAAUGCUGCAGGAUUUGGUAAAUUCAACUAUAAAGUGACAAUUCUCUGCUCCUUGAUUUACAUAAAUGCGGCAUUUAGCGUACUUAGCACAGGAUUCAUUCUUCCGGCUGCUGCUUGUGAUUUUAAAAUGACAACAAUUGAUAAAGGAAGAAUUAUUACAGCACCUAUUUUGGGUUCCUGUUUUGGACCAUUUUUCUGGGGUUUUUUGGCCGAUGUAAAAGGACGAAAAUUUGCACUAUUGAUUGCAAUUUUUUUACAGGGAAAUUGUGAGUUAUUGAUGUCUAUCGUACAAAAUUAUUGGGGAUUUUUAAUUUUAAAAUUUUUCAGCGGUCUUGGUGUAAUAGGACAAUUAUCCUUAUUAUUCACAUAUGCCGGUGAAUUUCAGCCAACGCGUUACAGAAAAAAAAUUCUCUCAUUUAUGGAUUUGGCUUUAGUUGUGGGAAUGUUUCUUGUACCUAUUUUAGCUUGGUCAAUAAUUCCUCUGACAUUUCAAUAUAAAAAGUCUUUUUUUCUCUUUCGAUCAUGGAAUUUGUAUAUCAUUUUAUGCUCAAUACCAGCGGAAAUUGUUGGAUUAUGGAUGAUUUUUUUUCCGGAAACGCCAAAAUAUUUAGCAGAAACUGGAAGGAAUUUAGAAUUAUUUAAUGUUCUCGUUAAAGUUUAUACUGAAAAUACAAAUCAAUCUCCGGAAUCUUAUUUUAAAAUUUUAAACGAAUGCGAAAAUUCAUCAACUCAAAGCCUUGCUAUGAAUUAUGUGAAAAAAAAAGAUUUUGACGAGGAAAAUUUAAAAAAUAAUGUGAGUUUAAAAUCAAUUUUAUCUGAUUUUAAAAAACAGGCAAAGAGUAUUUUGAAGGCACCUUAUUUAAGCAGAACUAUCUUGGCUUGUAUAAUUGCGUUCACUAUAACAUUGGCGUAUUACUCAUUUCUUUUAUGGUUUCCUGAAGUUUUCCAGCGACUUGCACGAUUUCAAAAAAGAUAUCCCAAUGAGACUGCAACUAUUUGCUCAAUAUCAGAUCGAAUGUACUCACAAUCAGUUAAUAUAACCGAAGUACAAAUCGACCCUUUUGGAUGUGAUGAUGCAAUUGACACUAGUGUAUACAUCAAUUCAUUAUGGCAAGCAGUUGCCUGUGUACCAUCAUCCAUAAUUUUAAUUACGUUUAUUAAUAAAGUGGGAUUUAAGUAUUUUUUAGUUGCUGCUACAUUAGCAGCUUUUUUAACAACAAUUGGAUUAUUGUUUGCAAAAACAAAAUUGCAAAUUAUGAUUUUAACAUGUUUAUUUGAAUCCAUGACAUCAGUUUGUAUGAGUGUGAUAUUUUGUUUCGUUGUCAUUAUUUUUCCAACGAAUUUCAGAGUAUUCGCAGGGGCAUUAGCUAUAUUUUUCAGUCGAAUUGGAAGUUUAGUUGGAAAUAUACUUUUUAGUUAUUUAAUUGAUAAUCACUGUGUUCCGUUACUUUACACAAUUGCAUUUAAUCUUUUAUUGGGCGCAAUAAUUUGCUUAUUGGUCAAAGAACAAAAAUACGUUUAGCUGUGAUUUUAAUUUAAUUUGUACAAAUUAAUUUUCUUUAGUAAUAAAAAAAUAUAAUUAAUAUAUUUCUUAAAUUACGAUCAUAUUUUUAUACAAUUAAAUUCUUAUUGAUUUGCAAAAUUUUAUUUUGCAGAAGACUUUAUGUAUUUAAUAAUUUGUAUAAAUUAUAAUAAUUAUUAAUUGUUAUAAGUAUUAAUAUAAGUAUUAUUAAUUAAUAUUAUAAGAAUUAUUAAGUAAUAUGUUAUUACUCACUUAUAAAAAGUUGUUUUUAAUAAAAUUUAAUUUAAAAAACAAAAUGAUAUAUGAAAAAAUCUGUAAUAUUUAACAAUAUGAGUAUAGGCAAAAAUUAAUUUUUAAUUCAAAAAAAGUUAUUUCCACGUGGAGAAUUCACUGUGACGUAAAUCUCAAUGUUUCCUGUUUAUAUUAAUUCGGUAAUAUAUCAAAAAAAAUUUUUGAAGAUGACUCGCACUCAUAUGGAAUUAAAUUAUUGCCAAUUCAGAAAGUUCCUGAACAGCUGUACAUGAACUGGCAAAGAACCUGUUUAGUAUUUUAAAAAAACAACUUUUUGUUAGCAGUAACCUAAUUUUCAAACUAUGUCAAUAGAAUUAUUAAAAGAUGGAAAUUUACUUAGUCAUUAGUAAUUAUUUGAUUAAUGUCGAAAUACUGACAUUGAAAAAUAAUAUUAAAAAUGUAUAAAUUUCAACAAGAUGUCGAAAUUUUUCAUCUUUUCUUAUUUUCCAUCCAAGUAUAAGUUUACAGUAUUUUAAAUACCCGAAUUAAUGAUUCAAUUAU
This is a messenger RNA of Leptopilina boulardi, 2665 nucleotides long. Its product is annotated as synaptic vesicle glycoprotein 2B-like. The coding region runs from base 260 to 1873 and encodes 537 amino acids. Gene Ontology annotation, cellular component: membrane. NCBI's taxonomy places the organism in Eukaryota, Metazoa, Arthropoda, Insecta, Hymenoptera, Figitidae. The record is from RefSeq and is a predicted model, not a curated record. The transcript is spliced from 13 exons. Gene Ontology annotation, molecular function: transmembrane transporter activity. Gene Ontology annotation, biological process: transmembrane transport.